GUAGUAAAUUUGGGCUAUUUAUUCCGGAAGCUGUUUUAUGUGUGGCUUCGCUGUGUGUGGUAAGUCCGAGCGAAGCCAUCUUUGUUUCGUUAAUACUUAGUUAUUUCUGGUCAGAUUAUGGGAAGUAUCAACGAAGCCAUUUUUGGCUGUACUGGCGAGGGCUCACAGCCACCUGGUCGCGUCUUGGUGCAAUGCGAGAUGGGCAUCUCGCGCUCCUCAACGAUGGUCAUCGCGUAUAUGAUGCGCAAGUUGGGUAAGGGCCGUGACGAGCUUUUGGCGCAGCUAAAAGACAUAUGGCCGCGGGCGAGACCGAAUUCCAACUUCAUGGCGCAGUUGGAGAUCUGGGAGAAAGUCGGGUAUGAUGUGUGGGAAGAUGAGGCCGGGGAGGUUCCCAAGCCGGAGUAUGCAGCGUACAUAGCACAGAGAGCAGCCUACUUGAAGGCGCGAGGGUUGACGGGCGAUGAGGGAAAGAGGCCCUGGACCUUCGUGAUUUAUAAGUCUAGGUUUAGCAUUAUACCAUUUUCUUACACCUCUAUCAAGACAUUGGCUCCGUAUUCGAACGAUGUAAUUACAUUUUCAGACGCUGUGCACAAUUUACAAGUGCAUGGUUACUCUCCUCGUUAGCCACGGUCACAACAACCCUCCUCAUCAGACACGGCCACAGCAACCCUCCUCGUUAUACACGGCCACAACAACCCAACCUCCCCCCCUCAAGCUACCGCCCGCAACCUACUCGAGUAUCUCUCAAACCCUCAAAUCGCCCACACGCCUCUAAAACAAGCAACGAC
This is a messenger RNA of Pseudogymnoascus destructans, 788 nucleotides long. RefSeq lists its product as uncharacterized. The transcript has a single exon. Gene Ontology annotation, molecular function: protein tyrosine/serine/threonine phosphatase activity. Bases 118 to 624 code for a protein of 168 amino acids. Lineage: Eukaryota; Fungi; Ascomycota; Leotiomycetes; Thelebolales; Thelebolaceae. The record is from RefSeq and is a predicted model, not a curated record. Gene Ontology annotation, biological process: protein dephosphorylation.